Messenger RNA from Bacidia gigantensis, 555 nucleotides. RefSeq names its product Vacuolar H+-ATPase V1 sector, subunit A (gene TFP1). Gene Ontology annotation, cellular component: fungal-type vacuole membrane. Bases 1 to 555 code for a protein of 184 amino acids. The record is from RefSeq and is a predicted model, not a curated record. Lineage: Eukaryota; Fungi; Ascomycota; Lecanoromycetes; Lecanorales; Ramalinaceae. Gene Ontology annotation, molecular function: ATP binding; proton-transporting ATPase activity, rotational mechanism. The transcript is spliced from 2 exons. Gene Ontology annotation, biological process: proton transmembrane transport; ATP metabolic process.
AUGAUUGUUGCUCUGUAUAUGAGUUGGUCAAGAUCGGAACAUCUCAAAGUAGGAGACCCUAUCACAGGUGGUGAUGUAUUUGGAAGUGUAUUCGAGAACAGUCUACUGAGUGACCACAAGAUCUUAUUGCCACUAAGAGCUAAGGGUACAAUUACGCAUGUUGCAGAAGCUGGCAGUUACAAAGUCGACGAGAAGGUCUUGGAGGUAGAAUUCGAGGGCAAGAAGUCAGAUUACACCAUGAUGCAUGCAUGGCCCGUUCGAGUCCCCCGGCCUGUCGCUAAGAAAUUGCCCUCAGGUUCCUCCUCCAUUGUUGGCCGAAGAGUUCCAGACGCCUUGUUUCCUAAGGGACAGGGAGGAACCGUGUGCAUACCUAGCGCUUUCGGCUAUGGCAAGACUGUGAUUAGUCAAUCUGUCUCCAAAUUUUCCAACAGCGAUAUCAUCAUUCACGUGGGAUGUGGCGAGCGUGGUAGUGGAAUGGCAAAAGUCCUGAUGGAUUUCCCGGAAGUGAGUGCUUUUGGUAGCAGCAUCUCGCAUCCUGAACCUGACUUCGAAUAG